AUUGCAGAGAAAAAAUCUUCAACUUGUGCAAAUAAAAACAAAAAUUUACGGUGACAUUCACUAUAUAAACGCAGAACUCUGAAUGACUACAAUAACUACACGGCAUAAAAAUAUAUCACAAUAUUACCGAAAAAAGUCUGUACUCCGUAUGUGUCAACAAAAUCUUGUCAAAAAAUGACAUUUCGCAAUCGUAUCCGUGGCGUAUGGAAGGCUUUACAUACUAUAGUAAUGGCUCUUACGAAGCGCAAGCAAUCUGCUGAAAAGGAGGAAUUGAUUGAAAAUGGUGAUACAAAUGUGGAAAGUGGACGAAGCAAUAUCAAGGGAGAUGAACUUAACAUUGCAGUUUUAUUAUUCCUUUACACACUUCAAGGCAUACCAUUAGGGCUUGCUGGAGCAGUUCCGAUGCUUUUACAGAAUAGAGGGAUAACUUACACUCAACAAGCUGAAUUUAGUUUUGUCAACUGGCCUUUUAGUGUCAAAUUACUGUGGGCUCCAAUAGUGGAUGCACUUUUCUGGCCAAAGUUUGGAAGACGGAAAACAUGGCUUGUCCCAGUCCAAUAUCUUAUUGGAAUAGUAAUGAUAUUAAUGUCCAGUGGUGUCACAGGGUGGUUAGGAACAAAUGAGAUAGCACCAUCAAUGAUACACCUCACAGCAUCAUUUCUGUUUUUGAAUUUCCUAGCAGCUACCCAGGAUAUUGCUGUUGAUGGGUGGGCAUUGACAAUGUUGAAAAGGUGUAAUGUAGGCCAUGCGUCAACUUGCAAUACAGUGGGUCAGACAGCUGGAUUUUUCUUAGGAUAUGUGCUGUUCCUAGCACUAGAAUCUCCUUACUUUUGCAACAAGUACUUGCGCACCGAUCCAGAAGAGACCGGUCUUGUGACUCUUGCAAGUUUCCUGUGGUUUUGGGGAUGGGUGUUCAUAGUAACAACAACUAUAAUAGCAAUCUUUAAGCAUGAAAACAAUGAUUCUAACUCAAGAGAUGAUCCAGUAAGAGGGCCCAGUGAUAUUGUCAAGGCUUACAAACAGUUGUAUACUAUUGUAAAGCUUCCCGCAGUAAGGACAUUGGCCUUUGUUCUGUUUACAGCUAAGCUUGGAUUUUGUGCCGCCGAUGCUGUCUCCGGUUUGAAGCUCAUUGAAGCUGGUGUGCCACGUGAAGAUUUAGCUCUGCUUGCUGUACCUUUGGUACCUGUGCAAAUUAUUAUGCCUGUGAUCCUAGCGAAGCACACGACGGGCCCCGCGCCGCUGUCGCUGUGGCUGCGCGCGUUCCCGCUGCGGCUGCUAGUGGGCCCGCUGGCGGCUGCACUGGUGGCGCUUACUCCGACUCUAUUGGGAAAUGCUGGACCAUCCUACUUCUAUCUUUUUAUUUUACUGGCGCUUUAUGUUUUCCAUCAGACAUGCCUGUACUGCAUGUUUGUGGCGGUGAUGGCGUUCUUCGCGAAGGUAUCUGAUCCCACCGUGGGCGGCACCUACAUGACGCUACUGAACACCGUGUCCAACCUUGGCACCAACUGGCCCAACACGCUCGCGCUGUGGGCCAUCGACCAUUUGACCUACAAGAGCUGUUCGUUACCCGAGCUGGGUGAUAACAUGUGUGCCUCAUCACUUGAGGCUGAGCUUUGCAAGUCUAAAGGCGGUGUGUGCAACACGAGAAUCGACGGUUAUUACAUAGAAACAGUUAUUUGCCUCAUUGUCGGAUUCUUGUGGCUCCAAUGGGGAAGGCCCACUAUAAAUAGACUGCAACGACUUCCCGCCACCGCCUGGCAGAUACAGCUGUUCCACAGAUAAGACUGAAUCUCUUUGCCCCUUACGUAUUAAUAUUGUAACCGCUGUUUCCAAUAAACGAUCUUAAUCGAUUUUUCGAUCGUGAAAAUAGACCAAUCAGAACAAAGCUUUUUGCCAUGUUUACAAAUUGCUUAUUUUGAUUGGUUCAUUUCCAGAAUUGAAUCGAUGAUUAAGAUUAGAAUCGUUUAUUGAAAUCUGCCGUAAGAUGGGGUGAAUUGAAUUUAGGGGUAAAAAGGAAUGAUACGUAUAGAUCCAUGCCCCGGGCAGAAAAUUCAAACUUGGCUGACAAAUACACAAUUCAUUGUUAAAGCAACAUUGACUACUGAGCCGUGCAGUACAUUAAACACAUAAAUUAUUUUCCACAGGCCGCCAAAUUAUGAUGACAAACAUAAAAAUAUAGGUAGAGGGGGGCUUUUGUCCAGAUUUUGUCCCCCUUCGAAAAAAAAUCUCAGGAUCCCGGGCUGGUAAAAUUAUAUGUGCUACUGUUUAUUUCUAAUGAAUAUUUAGAUGGUAGUUGGUCUGAUUUUUUAGAUAAGUGAUAACAAUUACUUAACAUCGUUCCUUUUUACCCCUUUCACCCCGUUUUACCUGUAGUGAAAGUGUAGCAAAAUUAACCAAAUAAAUCGUUUGUGUCUGAAUUGUAUUGCUCAGAAAGAACACGUUCGGUCAACUUGUUGGUCGAUCGGUUGGCUGAUAGAGAUUGAUUGUCGGCAUGCACAAACGAUUAAUUUCAACCAUACCUAUACGUAUAAUUCAAUUUUAUUUAUGUGUUGUGAAUUUUAUUAGAAAAUCAAACUGUAAGAUUAUCGGUUUUAUUGGUGACUUGCGAAGAUAUUUAAUUAGUGUUGUUCAUUUCGACCAUUUAAUCUAUAGUGCAUCAUUACAAAUUGACGUAACAUUUUAAAACUGUUUCUGGAACUUUCAUAAGUAUCAAUAUGUGACUAUUUGAAAUAUUUAUCUAAUGUAAUAGCUUUGUAUAACACCGCAUAGAUUAAAUAAGAUAACAUUUAGGGAGUUUGGAUACAACCAGAACGUAUUAUAAUAGUACAACUUUUGGGUAAGUUUUUAAACGCGUCUUUCUUAUCUGACUUCUAGUCGAUUCAGCCAGACUGGUCACAAUAUCUUAUCUUUCCACAAUGAUCCUUUUUAUAAAAAAUAAUAAAAUAGUCGAAUUUAAUGUUUUUACAAGCCUUUGCUUGGCCAUUGCCCCUUUGAGGCGACUAUCCCACAAUACAGCUCACAGUGAACGUAUGGAUGCUACAUUGUUUGCUGUUAGAACGUGUUUGUGAUAUUAACUUCACUCAUUCUUAUGUGUUCCCUACACAAUGCGUGUUAAACUAAUUACGGUUUUAUUAAUCGUAAUUUUGUGUGGAGAAACUAUUACACUAUUACACUAAUUGGGGCCGUUCAAGUUUUAAGUAACGAGUAAGUAUUUUAUCCCCCUCCCACCCUCUUCCUAAGUUUACGUACGCAUUCCUAUGACGUUUACAAAAUCUGUUAAAAAUUUAUUUAUUAUUAUUUUAUAAUGAUAAUUAAAUAAAUAUUGCUUUUGUAAAAAUUGUUCAGAUUCUCCGUCCCCAUGUCAUCGAAAACAAGCGAAGCAUAGACCCCUCUCCUCUGGUGCUCAUGUAAUACUUGAACGGUCUCCAUUUUAUGUAAGACAUAGCUUAUGAUUCCAAUGUAGAGCGUUAAAUUAAUUUAAAAGCCGUGUAGCCAGAGCCGUAACUAGUGUUGUAUGGCUUAUGUCAACUAGAAGCGCGGUAUCGAAUGGACAGAGGAGUCGCAAUAACACGCUUGCUAUAACAUUACUAUAAAACGAAGUCUAUUGCAUCGCGGCUCCCGAGUCGGAUUACCGCACGUAGGAAAAAAAUCUGAUUACUAGUGGUAGGUCUCUCAUAUGUGAGGGUCCUCCUAGGUAGAUAACACCGCAAUGUCUAUUUCUGCCCCUAAACAGCAGUGUGUAGUCACUGAUGUGUUCCGGUUCGAAGGACAUUGUAGCCAGUGUAACUACUGGACAUAAUGAGACUUAACAUCUCAUGUCUCAGCAUGGUGAGCGCAGUGGAAUACCAAACAAUACUUUGCAAUUCAAGGUGUUAGAUGCUGUUUAUGGGCGGUCGUAUCGCUUACCAUCAGGCGUACGGCAAGCUCGUCUCGUCAUUCAAAGCAAUAAAAAAAACAUUCGAUUCUGCUUUAGUCGACGCUGCACCUUAUGCGGAUUGUUUUAGUCCUGAUGUCAU
This is a messenger RNA of Manduca sexta (tobacco hornworm), 4016 nucleotides long. RefSeq names its product acetyl-coenzyme A transporter 1. The record is from RefSeq and is a predicted model, not a curated record. The coding region runs from base 175 to 1782 and encodes 535 amino acids. NCBI's taxonomy places the organism in Eukaryota, Metazoa, Arthropoda, Insecta, Lepidoptera, Sphingidae. Gene Ontology annotation, molecular function: acetyl-CoA transmembrane transporter activity. The transcript has 8 exons. Gene Ontology annotation, cellular component: membrane.